Lolium rigidum is the source of this 1905-nucleotide messenger RNA. Its product is annotated as cryptochrome DASH, chloroplastic/mitochondrial-like. Gene Ontology annotation, molecular function: FAD binding; DNA binding; DNA photolyase activity. The transcript has 12 exons. Lineage: Eukaryota; Viridiplantae; Streptophyta; Magnoliopsida; Poales; Poaceae. Gene Ontology annotation, biological process: photoreactive repair. Bases 29 to 1771 code for a protein of 580 amino acids. The record is from RefSeq and is a predicted model, not a curated record.
UCAAAAACCUCAACUCCCGGUCCUCGAAAUGCUCCACCUCCGCCCCUCCUCCUGCUCCUUCCCUCCCACCGCCCAAUUCCUCCUCCUCCCCAGACAAUCCGGCAGCCGCUUCCUCCUCGCCAUGACCGACGCCGCCGGGAGCUCGACCUCGCUCUGUCCCCCGCGCUGCGCAGUGGCCGUGCCUUCCCUGGGCGCGGAAGAGACCACCGCGGCGGUCGACGAGGCCUUCCGGCGGCACACCUCGCCGGGACUGCGUCUUGGAGGCAGCGGCGUGGCCGUGGUGUGGUUCAGGAACGACCUCCGGGUGCUGGACAACGAGGCGCUGGCGCGCGCGUGGGCGGCCUCCGAGGCCGUCCUCCCCGUGUACUGCGUCGACCCCCGGGUCCUCGGCGGCGCCACCCACCGCUUCGGGUUCCCCAAGACCGGAGCGUUGAGGGCUCAGUUCCUGAUUGAGUGCUUGGGGGACCUGAAGCGGAAUCUGCAGAAGCGGGGCCUCGACCUGCUCAUCCGGCACGGCAAGCCUGAAGACGUCCUCCCUUCUAUUGUGAAGACCGUCAGCGCACACACGGUCUACGCUCACAAGGAAACAUGCAGCGAGGAACUCCUCGUCGAACGACUCGUGCGCAGAGGCUUGGAUCAGGUGGCUAUCCCUCAAGUUGGAACAUCUUCUGACCAGAAUAAACCUCUGAACCCCAAGCUUCAGCUCAUCUGGGGAGCGACAAUGUACCACAUCGAUGAUCUUCCGUUCCCCGUGAGCAACUUGCCUGAUGUAUACACGCAGUUUAGAAAGGCAGUCGAGUCGAAGUCUUCCGUUCGGAGCUGCAGCAAGUUGCCACCUUCGUUCGGGCCGGCCCCUAGUUCCGGCCUAGGUGAGAUUGGAGGGUGGGGGUCAGUACCUACACUGGAGUCACUUGGUCUAGGUGUUACAAAGCCAGAGAAGGGGAUGCAUUUCAUAGGAGGAGAGAGUGCAGCUCUGGGAAGGGUUCAUGAAUACUUCUGGAAGAAUGAUCAGCUGAAAGUCUACAAAGAGACUAGGAAUGGCAUGCUUGGUCCAGACUACUCCACCAAGUUCUCUCCUUGGCUUGCUUCGGGCAGCCUUUCACCACGCUACGUUUGCGAAGAGGUGAAGAGAUAUGAGAAGCAGAGAGUGGCAAAUGAUUCCACAUACUGGGUAUUAUUUGAGCUGAUGUGGAGAGAUUACUUCAGAUUUCUUUCAGAGAAAUAUGGGAACUCCAUUUUCCACUUAGGAGGUCCAAGGAAAGUGGUUUCCAAGUGGAGUCAAGAUCAGACACUAUUUGAAUCUUGGAGAGAUGGUCGGACUGGGUACCCGCUUAUUGAUGCCAACAUGAAGGAGCUUUUAGCUACUGGUUUCAUGUCCAACCGUGGCCGUCAGAUUGUCUGCUCAUUUUUGGUCCGGGACAUGGGUAUCGACUGGCGAAUGGGAGCUGAAUGGUUCGAAACAUGCCUACUGGAUUAUGACCCAGCUUCAAAUUAUGGCAAUUGGACAUAUGGAGCAGGAGUUGGCAAUGAUCCACGCGAAGACAGAUACUUCAGUAUCCCCAAGCAAGCCAAGACAUAUGAUCCUGACGGCGAGUAUGUCGCCUACUGGCUACCGGAGCUCCGGUCACUUGCAAGGGAAAAGAGGAACUUCCCUGGUGCCUCGUAUAUCAAGCAGAUCGUCCCGCUGAAGUUUGAUGGUGGGAAUCAGAAAAGAGAUCAGCGGUUCAACAGGCAGACAAGGCCGAAGAAUGUUUACAGAAGACAGAAAUAAUGCAGUUGUAUGUGUUGAUAAUGUAUGCCAUCGAUCAAGUGUUAGUACGAGUUGGAGCAGAUGUGACAUGAGUUGGUUUGAGUGUAAAUGAAACCUGAGGUUUUGCGAGGCUUUUGCAAGAUGUUCCGGUGAUA